Molecule: messenger RNA, 2207 nt
Organism: Eriocheir sinensis (Chinese mitten crab)
Lineage: Eukaryota; Metazoa; Arthropoda; Malacostraca; Decapoda; Varunidae
Product: dynein heavy chain-like protein 2
Exons: 2
Coding region: 369-2048 (559 amino acids)
Source: RefSeq, a predicted model, not a curated record
CUUCACAGGAAAGCACGAAAGUGACAUCUGUGGAGGAGAGGAAUGUUACAGAGAAGGAUGAUGGACUUCAUGAGGCAGAACGAACAGAGCAAAGAAAGGAGAUUCUGCCCAGCAAUAUAACGAAUGAAGUUGUUGUGAAAGAGAAAGAAGAACUUCUACCUUCACAGGAAAGCACGAAAGUGACAUCUGUGGAGAAGAAGAAUAUUACAGAGAAGAGUGAUGGAAAAGAUGUCGAGAAAGAAACUGUAAUUCAAAAAGAAGUCCAAAAGAAUGUGUGUAAUAGCGACAUCAAAGAGGUUCGUAACGAAAAACAUCUUAAUGAAACAAUUGAAGACUUGAAACACCAAGUUGAUGACGUGAAAAACAAGAUGAAGGAAGAAAAAGCAAAGGCUGAAGAAACAAAUACUACGCCUAUCACUCAAGACGGUAAAGUCGUUGAAAAGACAGUUCCUGCUGUGACGCCGGCGAAGGUUGUUAGAAAGGAUGUGCCCUCGGUGGGAGAAGGAAAAGACUCCGUUGUGACUCGAGUUGUUAAACCUGUUACCCCUUCGGUGGUAGCAGAAAAGGUCCCCGUUGUGACAAAUCAGACCGUUGCUGAAAAGAUUCCCCCUACGGCGACGGAAGGAAAAGUCCACGUUGUUAAAGAAGAGAAAUUUAUUGAAAAGGUUGUGCCCUCGGUGACGGAAGAAAAACUCCCCGUUGUGACAAAGGAGAAGGUUGUUGAGCAGGCUGCCCCUUCGGUGACACAGGAGAUCGUAAGUGUCUCUAAGGAGCAGGCAGAACUUCCUCUCGCGGCAGAGGAGAAGAAGGUUAUUGAAAAGAUUAUCCCCUCGGUGACAGAAGGAAAAGUCCCGGUAGUCCCUCAACAGGAGGUUGUUGAAAACGUUGCCCCUUCGACGACAGAAGAAAAAGUUCCUGUUGUGACACAAGAAAGGGUUAUUGAGCAGAAUGUCCCACAAGAAAGGGUUAUUGAACAGUCUGUCCCACAAGAAAGGGUUAUUGAAAGGGCUGUCCCACAAGAAAUGGUUAUUGAACAGUCUGCCCCACAAGAAAGGGUUAUUGAACAGAAUGCCCCACAAGAAAGGAUUAUUGAACAGAAUGCCCCACAAGAAAGGGUUAUUGAACAGUCUGUCCCACAAGAAAGGGUUAUUGAAAGGGCUGUCCCACAAGAAAGGGCUAUUGAACAGGCCGCCCCUACGGUGACAGAAGGAAAAGUUCCUGUUGUGACACAAGAAAGGGUUACUGAACAGAAUGCCCCACAAGAAAGGGUUACUGAACAGAAUGCCCCACAAGAAAGGGUUACUGAACAGAAUGUCCCACAAGAAAGGGUUACUGAACAGAAUGCCCCACAAGAAAGGGUUACUGAACAGAAUGCCCCACAAGAAAGGGUUACUGAACAGAAUGCCCCACAAGAAAGGGUUAUUGAACAGAAUGCCCCACAAGAAAGGGUUAUUGAACAGAAUGCCCCACAAGAAAGGGUUACUGAACAGAAUGUUCCACAAGAAAGGGUUAUUGAAAGGGUUGCCCCACAAGAAAGGGCUAUUGAACAGGCUGCCCCUACGGCGACAGAAGGAAAAGUUCCUGUUGUGAUAAAAAAGGAGGUUACUGAACAGGCUGCCCCUUCGGUUACAGAAGAGAUUGUCACUGUUUCUAAAGAGAAAGAAGAAGUCCCUGUUGUAACAGAGGAAAAGGUUCCCGCUGUGAGAAAUGAGACAGUUAUUGAAAAGAUUACUCCUUCCGUAACAGAAGAAAAAGUUGUCAAUCAACGGAAGGUUGUUUCUUACGAAGAUGCGACAGAAAAUCAGGAAAAUCAAGUUACUGGAGAUGAAGAAACGGACAAAACUGAAUUGAAGUUUAUCAUCACCAUACAAGAGAGAAUAGUCCGUGAACAGACAGUCUCGAUCAUACCCGUGAUGGACAAGGACGCCAACACAAGAAGGAAUGGAAAAGUGGCGAAGAAACAACUGAAAAGAAUAAUGAAGAAGGUGGCCCGCGCCGUACGGGAAGAAUUAAGCAAGGAGCACAAGACAGCAGGGGAGGGACAGUAGCAGGAGAAGCUGUAACCAGUGUGAGGGAACAGGCUGCCACUCUCCACCAAACCGACAGCCACCACCACCAAAAUGUCCCCUCAACACCCAGCUGCUUGCGAUGGGAUCCCUAAGAAAGUGUUCCAUAUUUUCUUGUCUUUUCUUAUCUAUCUAUCUUAC